AUGGCUCCCACAGUUAGCGCAGCUUCUUCACACUUGAAGCCCACCGAAUUGGCUUCUCAGAACACGCCCCGUGGUUCUAUGGCCGCUACCACUGCUGUCUCAAAAAUUCCAGGCCGGUCUGCUCUUCCAGAUGAAGCCGUUUCUAAUCCCCAUCAUCUUCUCAAGCGUGGGUCUGUCGUGGGCUUCAAGAACCCAUAUCCUUCAUGCGCAAGUAGUCCCAACUUUGGGACUAUGGUCCGGAAAAUUUGGUGGCCCUCCUUCACCGGCGACCUUAAGAAACCCGACUUGACACCUCCCAAUGUCCCGGUAGUCAAGCCCCAGUGGAAUACCGAGCGCGAUACUACCGACAAGAUCCGUGCGACAUGGCUAGGUCAUGCCUGCUACUAUGUCGAAUACCCUUCUGGUCUGCGAGUCCUCUUCGAUCCUGUGUUCGAAGAUCGAUGCUCUCCAUUUAGCUUCAUGGGCCCGAAGCGAUACACUCCCAAACCUUGCGACAUCAAGGACAUCCCCAUUGUCGAUGCUGUUAUCAUCAGUCACUCCCAUUAUGAUCACCUUUCACAUUCCUCUAUCCUCGAAGUCCAAAAAUACCACCCUGACGCCCAGUUCUUUGUUGGAUUGGGCUUGGAGACGUGGUUCCGCAAGUCAGGCAUUAACCAUGUUACUGAGCUCGAUUGGUGGGAGGAUGCCGACCUCACAGUUACAGUCAAGGACGGAGACAACACACGCGAUAUCAACGCUCGCAUCUCAGCUCUGCCAGCACAACAUAGCUCCGCUCGAGGCUUAUUCGAUCGUGACACCACUCUCUGGUGUUCUUGGGGGGUGAAGUCUGGUGGAAAGUCAGUUUGGUUUGGUGGUGACACUGGCUACCGGUCUGUUCCAAGCCUUGCUUCCGGAACAGAUCAUUACAGCGCUGAGUACGACCACCUCCCAAGGUGUCCCCAAUUCAAGCAAAUUGGCGAGCUGCGUGGGCCUUUCGAUUUGGGCCUGAUACCAAUCGGCGCCUAUCAUCCCCGAGCAGCAUUUUCACCCGUGCAUGCCGAUCCACAUGAUGCAGUUGAGAUCUUCCGUGACACAAAAUGCCAACGGGCGAUGGGCAUCCAUUGGGGUACAUGGGCGCUCACAAUGGAGGAGGUGCUGGAUCCACCAAAGGUGUUGAAGGAGGCUUUGCGUAAGAGAGGUAUUCCAGAAGUCGGCGUGUUUGAUGUAUGCGAUAUUGGCGAGGCUCGAGAGUUCAACUGA
Fusarium coffeatum is the source of this 1239-nucleotide messenger RNA. RefSeq lists its product as uncharacterized. NCBI's taxonomy places the organism in Eukaryota, Fungi, Ascomycota, Sordariomycetes, Hypocreales, Nectriaceae. Gene Ontology annotation, biological process: N-acylphosphatidylethanolamine metabolic process; N-acylethanolamine metabolic process. Gene Ontology annotation, molecular function: N-acylphosphatidylethanolamine-specific phospholipase D activity; zinc ion binding. The record is from RefSeq and is a predicted model, not a curated record. The coding region runs from base 1 to 1239 and encodes 412 amino acids. The transcript is spliced from 2 exons. Gene Ontology annotation, cellular component: cytoplasm; membrane-bounded organelle.